This is a messenger RNA of Styela clava, 1699 nucleotides long. Its product is annotated as leukocyte elastase inhibitor-like. The record is from RefSeq and is a predicted model, not a curated record. Lineage: Eukaryota; Metazoa; Chordata; Ascidiacea; Stolidobranchia; Styelidae. Gene Ontology annotation, molecular function: serine-type endopeptidase inhibitor activity. Gene Ontology annotation, biological process: negative regulation of endopeptidase activity.
UCUAGUUUACUCUCAUACCAAAUUUUGAGCGAAAAUCAGAAUAUAGAGUGAACAAAAAAUAUGCUUAGAUUGAUACUAUUGAGUUUGUUGCUAACGGCCGUGGUUACUGGACAAAAAGGCAGGCGGGAAAGAGAAUGCUCCGUUGUUAAAGCUGGAUACCAAUUUUCAUUCGAUUUGUAUAAUGAACUGGCGAGCAACAAUAAAGGAGCAAACAUCUUUUUCUCGCCAUACAGCAUAUCUACCGCAACGUCAAUGCUUAUGCUCGGCACUGAUGGAAAAACGGAAAUCGAACUGAGAUCUUUUCUUCGACACGGAAUUUGUAACCACGAAAGCAUGCGCAUACAUUUGGCAAAUAAAUAUAUAAGCAAAUUAAUGUCGGAACCGGUAGCCGAUAUGUCACUCACAGUGGCGAACAGGCUUUUCCCAGAUACAAAAUUCAACUUAUACGCUAACUACACUCAAAAGUCUGCAGAAUUCUACGGUUCGGCAGUUGAAUCCAUUGACUUCAAAGGGCAACACGAAUUAUCCAGAAAAACCAUCAAUGACUGGAUAGCAGAGCGAACCAAUGAUAAAAUACAAAAUAUGUUACCUGCUGGUAGCAUCACCCCCAUGACAGAAAUAGUUUUAGCCAACGCUAUAUAUUUCAAAGGAACAUGGAAGACGAAAUUCAAUCCAAGAUCGACCACAGAUGGUUUGUUUCACGUUGAUGAAAAUACCGCUACCUUCAUUCCAAUGAUGAGAACCAAAGCGAAGUUCUCGUACGCCACAAACGCGUUAUUCAGCAUAAUUGAAAUGCCCUAUAUCGGAGACGCAGCGUCGAUGGUCAUCGUUUUGCCGAGAGACAGAUUUGGCCUUAGCAGCAUUGAAAAGAUGCUGGACGGUAACUUUUUAAGGGCACUUACACAAUACGGAGAAAAAACGGAAGUAAGCGUAACGUUACCAAAAUUUACAAUGACUUUCAGCGCAAAUUUGGAAGACACCUAUCAAUCAAUGGGAGUGGAAUCAAUUUUCUCGAAAGCAGCUGACUUCGGUAGAAUGACAGAUUCAGAGGACUUUUUCAUAUCCAAUAUUAGACACAAAGCAUUCAUUGAAGUCAAUGAGGAAGGUACCGAAGCUGCUGCAGCAACCACACUAACUGGAGCCAGGACGCUUCGUCGUUCGCCAAAUUUCAUUUGUGAUCAUCCCUUCAUAUUCUAUAUUGUACACAAGAAAACCAAUGUAAUCCUUUUCCUGGGAAGAUACGUGACACCAACAAAGUAAAGUGUUUUGUGGUGACGAACAUUUUUCAAAGAUAAUGAGGGGCGUGUCAUGCUUUAUUGAACUAAAAAUUAAACUGAACAGCAUGUCAUGUUUUCAAUAUUUUCUUGGAUAAAAAAAAUUCGCGGAAAUUAAUUGACGAUUUCUGCAAAAUGCUGAUUCUGUGUAGUUCAACAAAUUAUUACCUCCUGAUUUAGAAGACAUCAUUGGCACAAUUCAAUUUAACCAUGACUUACAUUUUGAGCUGUCACAAAUGAGAAACCAUUUUUUUUAUAAGUACUAAUCAGUGGUUAAAACUACGCCACAGGGAUUAGUGCCAGCUGUAAUUGGUCAAGUAUAGCGUUUGUUGUGUACAUCGAACCUUGUAAUUUUACUUUAUUCCUUUUUAUUAUUAUUAAGAAUGAUCUGUUUUAAAAUAAAAUUAAAUAUAUAUAACACUUUA